Cyclopterus lumpus (lumpfish) is the source of this 582-nucleotide messenger RNA. RefSeq names its product fission, mitochondrial 1 (gene fis1). The transcript is spliced from 5 exons. Bases 24 to 488 code for a protein of 154 amino acids. Gene Ontology annotation, cellular component: mitochondrial outer membrane; peroxisomal membrane. Lineage: Eukaryota; Metazoa; Chordata; Actinopteri; Perciformes; Cyclopteridae. Gene Ontology annotation, molecular function: protein binding. Gene Ontology annotation, biological process: mitochondrial fission; peroxisome fission; autophagy of mitochondrion. The record is from RefSeq and is a predicted model, not a curated record.
AGCCGAGAUCUGUUUCCGGAAACAUGGAGGCGGUUGUGAGCGAUGUGGUAGCUCCAGAAGACCUUAAGAAAUUUGAGAAGAAGUACAACAAUGAGCUGUUGAAGGGAGCCGUCUCCAAAGACACGAAGUUUGAGUAUGCUUGGUGUCUGAUCCGGAGUAAAUACACAGCGGAUAUCAAGAAGGGGAUUGUGCUCUUGGAAGAACUUGUUCAGACGGUAUCAAAAGAUGACUCCCGGGACUUCUUGUUCUACCUUGCAGUGGCCAACUACAGACUCAAAGAAUAUGAGAAAGCCCUGAAGUACAUUCGGACCCUCCUGAAGAACGAACCGGGGAACAAGCAGGCUCAGGAGCUGGAGAAACUCAUUGUCAAGGCUUUGAAGAAAGAUGGCUUGGUGGGCAUGGCGAUCGUCGGGGGAAUCGGUCUGGGCGUGGCCGGUUUGGCGGGCCUCAUCGGCUUGGCUGUGUCAAAGGGAGCGGCUAAAUCCUAACCUGGACAUGGGACGACCUGUCUUUACUUUGCUGGGCUCACAGAGUGACUCCUCACCUGCAUAAAUAACAAUAAAGUGUGUGGAGAGAGCUUGA